This is a messenger RNA of Cetraspora pellucida, 194 nucleotides long. The record is from the annotation of a GenBank genome assembly. Lineage: Eukaryota; Fungi; Glomeromycota; Glomeromycetes; Diversisporales; Gigasporaceae.
AACUUGCGCUUAAGAGUAAUAAAAGAAUUAUCAAAAAUCAAUUCUUAGAUGAUGAAAAGCAAAUCUUAGAAAAUGAUAAGAUGGCGCAAAAACAUUCAGACCAUAAUAAGUACACUUCAAAACCCAUUAGCACUCAAGAGGUCAUGAAAGCCAUUCGUGCUCCGAUAGGUAGCGUGGAGAUUCCGAUAGGGUGA